AUGCCAUUUGAUCUGAACAACCCCGCUGCCCCCUUCGCCGCUGCACCAGCUGAGCCGGUCUCUAAGGAACGCAAGGCGAUGGAUAAGGCCAUCAGCAAGGCCAUAAAGGAGAAGCCUUUGGCCGCGGGCCAGGAAGUGCCGAACAAAUUCUUUGAGGAGGAAGUUCAGGCGCCUAGGCGCGAGUUGUCUGAAAUACAAAGGCAACAUGCAGAUGCGGUUCAUCGGUCUAUUGAGCAAGCCAAGGGAGUGCACAAACUGUGGCGUGAGCAGUAUGACCAGCAAAGGAGGAAGGUGGAGCAGGCCAAUGCACGUAUUUCAGGGUGA
This is a messenger RNA of Aspergillus homomorphus CBS 101889, 324 nucleotides long. RefSeq lists its product as uncharacterized. Bases 1 to 324 code for a protein of 107 amino acids. Lineage: Eukaryota; Fungi; Ascomycota; Eurotiomycetes; Eurotiales; Aspergillaceae. The transcript has 3 exons. The record is from RefSeq and is a predicted model, not a curated record.